UACAGUAUUGACCUACUAACACAGAUCUCUCUCUAGCAGCGGUGGCGGCGGCGGCGGCGUUCGCGGCAGCGUUCGUAGAGUCGGCGAGAAGACCCAGUUGCCGCUCCGCCUGACGUACUCACUCGCGCUCCCUCCUCCUCACCCGGGAACUGCUUCUGGCUGCUUCCAGCAGAGGCGGCGGCGCUCCCAUUGAUCAGGGGUCUUCCAGAAGUCUCCCCUCGAGGCUUUCCGGCUCCUCAGCGCCUGGACACUUGGUCAGCCCGCUCGGCCCCCAAAGCGGCAACUGCUGAAGAACGCGGCCAGAUCUCAGAGGGAGCUUCUGGGGAGACGGACACGCUGUCUCACCGCGCUAAAGGAGAUCGCUAAGAUAUAGAUGUAUAGAUGCUGUUGCUGCUGCUGAUAAUGAAUUAAAUUUAUUAUGGCCAUCUACUCUAAAAGACGUAUGACUCCAAAAGUCAGAAGUCCAAAAGACUUAAGACUCCAAAAGACUUAUAGCUGCUGGACCUUUGUGAGGCCUUGAAGAAAUGUUCCUGCAACCGUCCAGAUGGUCAGAGGAGUGAGCUGCAGCUGCCGGACAACAAAUGUUACCCACCCUGUUUAAUAUAUAUGUUUUUAAAGAAGCUUGUCAGAUGGAUCAGCUCAGAGGAACAUUUCACCAAGAUGCUUGAGACUAUGGAAUACACAGAAUAAUGCUUAUGGAAAUAAAAUCAUUGUAUAUAUCAGUUUUUUCUGGUUCAACAAGUUCUGAAAGGUUACUUUACCAUAUUAUUAUUUACAUACUUACUAAAAUUUGCUUCUGAUGCAGCUGAGAAAAAUGCAGUCCAUUAAAACAGAAGAGGCAUCUGCUGAUGCAAACAGCAACAUGGACAAAAUUAUGGUUCUUAAUUCUACACUGACUGAUGUAUCGGAUGACUUAGGUACUGGUGAUGAAAUGUUACUUACAGAAGGAGCCAUUGUAAAAACCAAGGCUUCAGCAUGCCGGAGAAAGCGGGAAUUCAUUCCGGAUGAAAAGAAAGAUGCGAUGUACUGGGAAAAACGGCGGAAAAAUAAUGAAGCUGCGAAAAGGUCUCGUGAAAAGCGGCGACUGAAUGAUCUUGUUUUAGAGAACAAGCUAAUUGCACUGGGAGAAGAAAAUGCCACUUUAAAAGCUGAGCUACUUUCACUGAAGCUAAAGUUUGGUUUAAUAAGCUCUUCUGCAUAUGCACAAGAGGUUCAGAAGCUCAACAAUUCAACGGUUGUUUAUUUUCAAGAAUAUCAGAAUUCCAAAUCAAGCAUUAAUGCUUUCAUUGAUGAACAUGAGCCAACUAUUGUAAGCAGUAGUUGUAUAUCGGUCAUUAAGCACUCACCACAAAGCUCUUUAUCUGAUGUAUCUGAAGUGUCAUCAAUAGAGCAUACUCAAGCAAGCCCUAUACAAAACAACUGCAGAAAUACUGAUAAUAAAUUCCAAAUCAUAAAGCAAGAGCCUAUGGAAUUAGAAAACUAUACAAGAGAUUCACGAGAUGAAAGAGGGUCCUAUACAACAUCAAUGUAUCCAGGCUUCAUGGGAAGCCAUUUUAAUGGCUAUUCACAUUCCCCUCCAUUGUUGCAAGUGAACAGGUCCUCCAGCAAUUCUCCAAGGACUUCAGAAGCUGAUGAGGGUGUUGUGGGAAAGUCAUCAGAUGGAGAAGAUGAGCAGCAGGUCCCUAAAGGUCCAAUCCAUUCUCCUGUUGAACUUAAAAAUACUAAUGCUGUAGUUAAGGUUCCAGAGGUGAGUUCUUCUGCACUUCCUCAUAAACUGAGGAUUAAAGCAAAGGCCAUGCAAAUCAAAGUGGAAACAUUGGAUAAUGAGUAUGAUGCCACACAGAAACUAUUGUCACCUAUUGAUAUGUCAUCUAAAAGGCAUUUUGAACUUGAAAAGCAUAAUGCGCAAAAUUUAGUACAUAGUACUCACACUCCUUUCUCAAUUCAAGUGACUAAUAUCCAAGACUGGUCUCUGAAGCCAGAACACUGGCACCAUCAAAAAGAACUCACUGAAAAAAUUCAGAAUGGCUGCAAAACCGCAGGGCUUGAUGUUAAAGACAAUUCCUACAAAGUGUCUGAGACAGAAAACUUGUACUUGAAGCAGGGCAUAGCAAAUUUGUCUGCAGAGGUUGCUUCACUUAAGAGACUUAUAACUACACAACACAUCUCUGCUUCAGACUCUGGCUAAAUGACUACUGAAUAAAUGCUUAUUAUUUUAAAGGAUGUCAUUGCAGUAGAAUGGUAUGUUUUGUAUUACGCUGAAUUUUCACUGGACUUGGAAUGUCAUUUCACUGUAAUGUUCACAUAAUGUCUGAUGGAUGAUGUCUUUUUGUGCACAGAUGACUGUGGAGAUGAGAUUGUCAAGAUCAACUAGCCUUGUGUAUGGUGAAGAUGCCUGUGUACAUGCUGUAUAUAGUGAACAUUAUUUUUCUGUCAUUCUGUUACUAUAAAGUGUGGAGGUUGCCAGUUCCAAUAAACAAUUGGUGACAAGCACAAA
Python bivittatus (Burmese python) is the source of this 2497-nucleotide messenger RNA. It is a transcript of the gene NFIL3, whose product is annotated as nuclear factor, interleukin 3 regulated. Gene Ontology annotation, biological process: circadian rhythm; DNA-templated transcription; regulation of DNA-templated transcription. Lineage: Eukaryota; Metazoa; Chordata; Lepidosauria; Squamata; Pythonidae. The record is from RefSeq and is a predicted model, not a curated record. Gene Ontology annotation, molecular function: DNA-binding transcription factor activity; DNA binding. Gene Ontology annotation, cellular component: nucleus.